CCUUAUCCCAAACAACCCUAAUAUUCCCUCAUAAGUAUACUACAAACAAUUUAUAUUAGAUAUUAGCACUAUGAUGCAAUUUCCUUUAUAUAUUGGUAAAACAAACACACUAAAUAUAUCGCUGGCACACUCCACUUCGUUCGGGUAAGAAGACCAUCUACUAGAUUCGCGGAUUUCCACUUGCAAGAACGCCAAUACGGAAUUUAAACAUACAAAACGCUGCUUUGGUGAGUACAUCAAGCCCGACCACAGCCAGCAGCUCCAGGCCCACCCAGGUCUCCGCCGUCGGGGAGCCACACCACUCUAGCACCCAGCCAUACCCGUGGGCACUCACACCCGCAACAGACACUCGCUAAAGAGAUAACAGACCAGUCAAAUAGAGGACGACCAAUCCUCUAUAACGGGAAAACAGGACCAUCUUACAUUAGAGAAAUAAAAGAGAAUUCUUCUUUUGAUAGCACGAAAUGUUAACCACAAGAUUCGGACGCCUUCUUAGACCAUGCAGGACUGUGAUCGGUUCGUCCAACAAAGUCAAGUUCUCCACACGUCCGGUCUCCCAAAGAUAUGAAGUUGAAGAUGGGCGUGAGUUCAAGUGGCUUUGGCCUGCCAGUAGAGAGGAGGCGAUGUUCAAAGCAGCACACGACAUAGGAUGCAAGACUCUUAAUGCAAUCUACAGAUACAACACCGUCAAGCCCUUGGACCCUGGACACGUGGAGCAAGCCCUGAGGCACUUUCAGAGAACGAUGUUAGUCAAAGGAUUUAGACUUCUACUUAGGCCUAACAGGCGCGUGAUUUGUUCACCCAACAUCGCUAAUCUUUCCACACAAACGGAUCCUGAAAAUGAGUCUUCAGAGGGGCGUGAGUUCAAGUGGCUGUGGCCGGCCUAUAGAGAGGUGGAGAUGAUCAAGGCGGGACACGACAUCGGAUGCAAGCACACAGGCGGGCGCUACAGGUACAACACCGUCAAACCCCUGGACCCUGGACACGUCGAACAGGCCCUGAGGCACUAUCAGAGGAAGAUCCAAAACUGCCGGUGCUUCCUCAGGGAACGUGAAGGCAAGAUGUGGGUCUGUGAGGACCCAAAUCCAGACAUUGACUUUGAGUACCUUGAGGGAGCUGAGAGCAAUGACGUCAUCAAACAGCUCACAGGUGAACCUUUCCUCGCCGACUGGACACCCACCUGGAAGGCGAGACUCAUCCCUGUGCCCGCCGAUGCCCCCUGCCCCAUUCCCGAAAUAAAGGCAGCUUUCCCCUACCAGUAUGACCUCGUCAUGUUGCCCCACCAUGCAUUAAUCGAUGGGUUCACUAUGUCUGUUAUCACUGGCAAACUUGUAGGACUGCUAAACGACGUUAUAGCCGGACGACCCAUCGACGACGAACCCUUUGGGGUCUAUCUGAACAACGAAGAAAUUGUCAAGAUUGAUGAAGAGAUCGCGAAGGCCUUCGAGAAGGAACCCAAGAAAAUUGAAGCGAUAAAGCAAGAGCUCCUGGCAUGCGACACCGCACCCAUCCUCUGCAAGGCCUUCCCGCCCCCUGGAGGGAAGCCUUCAACUGACUUUGUCUACCGGAACAUCAACCAGAAAUCCCUGGCUUCCUUCACGGCGAAAUGCAAAGCCAAUGGCGUCACCUUCAACAGCGGACUGGAGGCUGUGAUCAAUACUGCUAUUAUUGAGAUGGUGCGGGAGGCGGGCGUGGAGGGGGAGUCUCACCACAUGAGCAUCAACCUGGCCACGGAUCUGAGACGCUACAUGAAGCGCCGCCCCCUCCCGAUCCUCGGCUUGCACGUGCGCCCAACUGUGCACAGGAUAGAGACGCCCUUCGACGUCCGGGACAACUUUUGGGACUACACCAGGAAUCUCCACCAAAGGCUCUCGGUUCUCCUGAAAUCUGGCGAAGCCCUUCAGCAGAACGUGGUGAGGGAGAUGACCCUGCCGCAGCUCCCUCCAGUGGAACACCACGCAGCAGGACCUAAAGCCUUGCGUGACUACGGCGUCACUAACGUCGGAGACCUCACGGUCCUCAUCCCAGGCGUCGGGGAGCACCUCCAGCAGACGGACCUCGCCAUGUUCAACUGCACACACUACUCUGGGUUCCCGAUGCUUCACCAGAUCUACACCUUCCGAGGACACUCGCCCUACACACUCAGCUACGACACCUCUUACUUGGCUGAAGACACUGCUGUCCAACUCAUGGACAGGAUUCUCGCACUUAUGGACGAGCUUGGGACAUCGCCAAACACUGAUGGAAAAUAGGUUUGGUAAGGGUAAAAGGCCACUGCAGGAACUGCAUGAUGCGUAUGAGGUUAAAUUGUAUUACUUCAGUUCAUUUUUUUCCGACUGUUCAUUCGAAAUAUGAAUUUUUUUUUUUUUUCUUUAACGUUCUGUGAAAUUACUGUAUAACAAAAUAUCGAUAGAUUUUUUACUAUCUUCAGUUUACUAGCACGAUUUUUCGAAAUGAUAUAACACUAUUUGCAUGACUUAGGUAUUACAUAAUAUCGGCAUAUUGUUAACUUUAUAUUCUGCUGACUUUCUGUAUGAGAAAAUACUUAUUUUAUGACAAAGGAUCCAUGCAAAGAUCCUGAAUUUAGUAGAUUUUAAAUCCAUUCUCCUUUACUUAAAGUGGCAUUCAUUCUGUAAGAGUUUUUCAUUCGUUUGGAAUUCUGUGCCUCUUAGGCUGGUGUGUGAUUCUCUUCGAAAGAAAAUGAUGUUUUUGCAACAUUUGACGAUGGAUCAAUAUAUAGUUAAUUUCUGAAUG
Penaeus vannamei (Pacific white shrimp) is the source of this 2754-nucleotide messenger RNA. Lineage: Eukaryota; Metazoa; Arthropoda; Malacostraca; Decapoda; Penaeidae. The record is from RefSeq and is a predicted model, not a curated record.